AUGAUUGGACCUAAACGGCUGCUCAAUGGGCUCUCAAGACAGAUUAAAGUGUACGGAAGCAACGUUAACAUCCUCAAAACACCCACAGAAUUCCGGGACACCUUACUGAAACUUUCCUCAGAAGUGAAGGAAAGAUCUAGAAUAUCUACACUCUACAUAGGAACGGGAGAUACUGAACACGGUGUCGUAAACAACCUUGUCAGCUCUGUCAAGAAACACGGCUGUGAUGUGAGUUUGAUGAUUGACAGGUACCGGGGUACCCGAGACGGUGGGAUUAUACUGAAAGACUUGCGGAGGAUGGGACUGGUUCACCUUUAUCAGGCUCCUUAUUGGAGCAGAGUCCGGUACAACAAACCCGGUAUUAUUGGGGAACUGCUGGGGGUACACCACAUGAAGUAUUACUUGUUUGAUGACAAUGUCAUUAUAUCAGGAGCUAAUAUGAGUGAUAUUUAUUUUGAUAAACGACAAGACAGGUACUUUCUGAUUAAAUCCAAGCAGUUGGCUGACUAUAUUUGUUUUUUUCAUAGUCUACAUUCUACCUGUGCUAAAGUGUGGGAUGUUGGUAAUUACGGCAGGUCUCAUUGGCUUGGUAAGGGGAAUCUAAAUAUAGCCUCAACGACAGCAGGUAAUUUCACUUGUAACACAUCCAUUGAGAAGGAUACAACUCUAAGAGAUUUAGGACCUUCAGACGGUGAUACGUUUAUCUACCCCAUCUUUCAAAUGCCUUGCUUCUCAGUCCACCAAAUCGACGAAGCCUUGGACUUGUUAUUGAAUACAGCGGAUUCAAAUCAGAACUUUACUCUUUCUUCUGGCUACUUUAAUCCUUCAAAACGGUUACUUGAUUCUCUGAAACAUACUAAAGCUCAAGUUGAUAUCAUCAUACCCUCUAACGAAGCGAAUGGUUUUUAUAAAGGAGCUUCUUUGAAAGGAUUGGUACCCGACAUGUAUAAUUUAUCUGCUAUGAGAACCCUUCAAAAGUGUCCCAAUGUUAAUAUAUUUCAGUAUAGUAGAGAUGAUUGGUCUUACCAUGCUAAGGGUUUGUGGUCCAACAAUCUUACGAUUUUGGGAUCUUCUAAUUUCAAUCAACGGUCUUCAAGUAGAGACACAGAGUUCUCUGUUGCUAUAGUUACUGAUAAUGAUGAACUGAAGGACAGUUUACUUGCAGAAAGGGAUAGUUUGAGGCUUCAUUCUGGUGAUCUUCAGAAAUGUUAUCGAUCAAUAAGCGCUGUGGGCUUCCCUAUUAUGUCUCAGUUUCUGUAG
Molecule: messenger RNA, 1260 nt
Organism: Bolinopsis microptera
Lineage: Eukaryota; Metazoa; Ctenophora; Tentaculata; Lobata; Bolinopsidae
Product: CDP-diacylglycerol--glycerol-3-phosphate 3-phosphatidyltransferase, mitochondrial-like
Exons: 1
Coding region: 1-1260 (419 amino acids)
Biological process (GO): cardiolipin biosynthetic process
Cellular component (GO): mitochondrion
Molecular function (GO): CDP-diacylglycerol-glycerol-3-phosphate 3-phosphatidyltransferase activity
Source: RefSeq, a predicted model, not a curated record